AUGCAGGGCGUGUCGUGCCGCUUCAAAAACGGUGUGCCCAAGAUGCAGGACCAGAACACUCUGCAGUUGGUCCAUGGUCUCCACCAGGCCUGGGACUUAGAGGACCUGGUUCGUCUGGGGGGCUGGCUGAAGGCCUGCUCCUACUACGCUGCCAGGGACCUCAUGCAGGACGCCUGUAUCGUCUUCUGUCCCCACAACUACCUGCUGGAGCAUGAGGGGAGGGGAGGAGGGAGACUGGGAUAA
Coregonus sp. 'balchen' is the source of this 243-nucleotide messenger RNA. The record is from the annotation of a GenBank genome assembly. Lineage: Eukaryota; Metazoa; Chordata; Actinopteri; Salmoniformes; Salmonidae.